This is a messenger RNA of Diaporthe amygdali, 7347 nucleotides long. Its product is annotated as beta-ketoacyl synthase domain-containing protein. The transcript has 7 exons. Bases 1 to 7347 code for a protein of 2448 amino acids. The record is from RefSeq and is a predicted model, not a curated record. NCBI's taxonomy places the organism in Eukaryota, Fungi, Ascomycota, Sordariomycetes, Diaporthales, Diaporthaceae. Gene Ontology annotation, molecular function: phosphopantetheine binding; 3-oxoacyl-[acyl-carrier-protein] synthase activity; fatty acid synthase activity. Gene Ontology annotation, biological process: fatty acid biosynthetic process; secondary metabolite biosynthetic process.
AUGCCCUGCGAGCCCGCGGAGCCUAUAGCCGUUGUUGGCAGUGGAUGUCACUUCGCUGACAGUGUCAACUCACCAGCGGAGCUGUGGAAGCUUCUUCAUGACCCACGAGACGUUCGCAGCGACAUUCCGGAAAGCCGUUUCAACGCGGAUGGCUGGUACCACCCCAACGGAUCUUAUCACGGCCGCUGCAAUGUCAAGAGGUCAUAUCUUCUCAAUCGGGAUGUGACUGCCUUUGAUACCGAAUUCUUCGGCAUGACGCCUGUGGAAGCCAAGGCCACCGACCCCCAGCAACGGCUGCUUAUGGAAACUGUAUACGAGGCGGUAGAAGCAGCUGGAAUGACUCUUGAAAGUCUUAAGGGUAGUGAUACAGGCGUGUAUGUCGGUGUUAUGUGGUGUGAUUAUGAGUCGAACUUGUUCCGGGAUCUGCAAACCGUCCCGACCUAUUCGGUUAUUGGAACCGGACGAAGUAGCAUAUCCAGCCGGCUCUCCUACUUCUUCGACUGGCACGGCCCCUCGGUUACCCUUGACACGGCGUGUUCAUCCAGUCUCGUCGCAUUGCACCUCGCAGUUCAGGCCCUUAGGGCCGGUGAUUCUCAAAUGGCCGUGGCUUGUGGCACCAACGUUAUUGUUGGGCCCGAAAACUACGUUACCAUGAGCAAGCUCCAGCUUUUAUCACCUGACGGUCUGAGUCGGAUGUGGGACCGUGAUGCGAAUGGCUAUGCGCGCGGUGAUGGUGUGACAGCACUCGUGCUUAAGACGCUCAGCAACGCCUUAAGGGACGGAGAUCAAAUCGAAUGCAUCAUCAGAAGCACAGAUGUGAACCACGAUGGUGCUACCCCAGGAAUGACAAUGCCAAGUGUAUCUGCUCAGCAAGCCUUGAUCCGGAAGACUUAUAGCAAGGCAGGACUUGAUCCUUUGAUUUACCGGGACCGACCUCAAUAUUUCGAGGCUCACGGGACGGGCACCCCGGCCGGAGACUCCGUCGAAGCCGAGGCUAUCUACAGAGCCUUCUCUGCGAACGAAGGUCCUAGAGAUCCACGGGAGGAACCCUUAUAUGUGGGCUCAAUCAAGACCGUUCUUGGACACACUGAAGGCUCCGCGGGUAUUGCGGGUGUUCUCAAGGCAUCACUGGCGGUUCAGCACGGCCGCAUUCCCCCAAACCUAUCCUUCAAUAAUCUGAGCCACCGAGUAGAGCCGUUCUACAAAGAUGUGCGAAUUCUCCAGGUUGCCUCAGCAUGGCCCUUCCUCGCAGACGGCCAGCCUCGCAGGGCGAGCGUGAACUCUUUUGGCAUUGGUGGUACCAACGCACACGCCAUCAUCGAAAGCUAUAAUAAUCGAUCAUACUGCACAGCCCCAGCUGAGAUUGACCACCUCUUCACGCCAUUUGUGUUCUCGGCAGUAUCAGAGCGAUCGCUACGAGCUAAUCUUACCGCUUAUGCGGCUUUCCUCGCAAUCAAUCCUACAAUAAAUAUUCACGACUUGGCUUGGACGUUAAGGGAACGUCGCUCAACUUUUGCUUACCGAACAUCGUUCGUGGCUAACUCUGUUGAGGAUCUCAAGUCGAAGAUCCACGAUCAACUCCAUGGCAGCUCGAGUCCUGUUGUCAGGGGGCGGUCGUCGUGGGAGAGAGGGGCGAAGAAGGUACUUGGAAUUUUCAAUGGACAGGGGGCGCAAUAUGCCCGCAUGGGCGCUGAGUUGAUUGAAAAAUCCUCGGCUGCUCGGAAGACAAUGGAACAGCUUGACGCAUAUCUUGCUGAACUCCCAGCCGAAGAUCGCCCCAGCUGGUCACUCAAAGCUGAGCUCCAAGCCAGCGGCUCUCAGUCUCGUGUACAGGAAGCCACUAUGUCACAGUCCUUAUGCACAGCAGUUCAAAUACUCCUAGUGGACCUUCUGCGGGCUGCGAAUAUCACUUUUAGUGCGGUGGUUGGCCAUUCUUCGGGUGAAACAGCUGCAGCGUAUGCAGCUGGCUGGAUCACAGCCCAGGAGGCCAUAUACAUUGCCUUUUAUCGUGGAUUGCAUGUCCUCUCCGCACGCAGUCCCCAUGGAGUCAGCAUCAAAGGCGCUAUGCUAGCUGUGGGCCUACCUAUGGCAGAAGCAACUCAGUUGUGUGAAAACGUGGUUUUCUCUGGCCGCAUCACUGUUGCGGCGAGCAAUUCUCCUUCCAGUGUGACGAUAUCAGGUGAUGAGGACGCUAUAUUAGAGCUGAAGAACCUUUUGGAUGAGCAAAACAUAUUCAGCCGACGUCUUUUCGUCGACAGAGCUUACCACUCUAGCCACAUGCUUCCGUGCUUCGAUGGUUAUGUGAACUCACUACAUCAGUGUCACAUCAAAGCACGCCACCCUACAGAAAAGAGAUGCACCUGGAUUUCAAGCGUGCACAAUCAGCCGGUGGCAUCUGAGACGGGGCUGGACGGAAUAUACUGGGCCCAGAACCUUACUAAGCCAGUCUUGUUUUCCCAGGCACUCACCACUGCCCUCUCGGUUGAUGAGUUCGAUAUCGCGGUCGAGAUUGGACCUCACCCAGCCCUGAAACAGCCCGCGAUCCAAACAAUUCAAGCUGUCUUGGGAAAGAAGAUCGAGUACACCGGAACACUCUACCGAGGCACCGAUGCCGUCCAUGCCAUGUCAACAAGCUUAGGAACUCUAUGGUCACACCUUGGUAGCGCCGCGGUCAACUUAGACACUUACGAAAGGGCCAUGCAUGAUCAAGCACUCCGCUUACAAGUGGUUAAAAACCUUCCCAUAUACCAAUGGAAUCACGACGCUAAAUAUCAACACGAGUCUCGACUUUCCCGCCAGAUGCGCUUGAGAAGCCAACCGGCUCACCCGCUGUUAGGGGACAUAUGUCCGGACAGUGCGCCGCACCAGAUGAGCUGGAGGAACAUAUUGCGUGAGAGUCAGAUCGAUUGGCUCUGCGACCACAGAGUUCAGGGUCAGGUCGUUUUUCCUGCCUCCGGUUACAUUUGCACAGCCUUGGAGGCUUUGGUUUGGCUGUCAAGCGGAAAAGAAAUACGCUUGAUCGAGAUGCGAGACUUCUCAAUACACCACGCAGUCCCCUUAGACCAAGAUGUCGAAGUUUUAACGUCACUGAUUGACAUAAAUCUGCUGCAACCGGAUCAUGCCCGCGCCAAAUUUACUUACUCUGCAGCCCUUGGGGCUGAGGCAAAUGAGCUCACACUGGCUGUUAGCGCAGUCGUCGACGUCUUUUGGGGAGACGCAGAUCCGACAAUCAUGCUCCAUCGUGCGCCAACUCCGUCUCACAUGGUCAACAUUGACCCAGAACGCUUUUACCAUGUCAUGGACAAGCUUGGCUUAGAGUUCAGAGGCCGUUUCACUUCGCUGGCAGCGAUCCAGCGAAAACAUGCGAAUUCGUCAUGCUUGGUCAAGAUCAAGCCGAGUGAACACGCAAGGGAAAUACUUGUCCAUCCCGCGGAACUGGACAGUGCGUUUCAGUCAAUAUUCCCAGCAUACGGAUAUCCAGGCAAUGAUCGUCUGUCAUGCCUCCACCUACCUCAGAGCUGCGAACUUAUUCGAGUUAACCCUGCCCUGUGUGAAUCCAUGAGGAGCAGCACGACGACACUCGCACCAGUCGACUCGAUGAUCACCCAUGAAGGUAUCGAAAGCAAUGGAUUUUGUGGAGACGUCAACAUCUAUCCGCAAAACGCUUCAUAUGCAGCAAUUCAGCUGCAAGGUUUGAAAGUGAUGCCUCUUCGUCAGAUGUCCGCCUCUGAUGAUAAGAAAGUCUUUUUCGGGACGCGCUGGAUCCCCAGCACUCUCGAUGAGCGGUCAUCAGUGUGUGGCACCGUGAUAACCCAACAUCAUAAAGAUAUUUUGGAGGUUCUGCACAGCAGUUACCUGCAAUAUGCUCGACACGUCACCCGCCUCGUGGAUAAGGGGGAGCACAAGUGGGCAAAGAAGUCAUGGCUCAGUGAUACCCUCGAAGAUGUUAUGGAAGCUAGCAAGCCAUUUCUUCAACGGUCCGAUGUGCGAUUGAUGCAUCUUGUUGGUCAGGAGAUGCCAAAAGCCCUUGCUAACGAGUCCGACAUGCUAGAGGUGCUCCGCACGUCCGAUCUUUUGGAUGAUUACUAUGAAAAUGAAUUUGGACUCAGCCAACUGUCUUCCUGGAUCGGUCGAGCAGCAAGUGAGAUCGUUGAUCGUGCCGGAACUGGUGCUGGAACGAAGAGUGUCCUCCGGUCUGUCGGCCACGAAUUUCAUAGUUACACUGCGACUGAUAUUUCCUCGGCCUUCUCCGAAAGUAUUGACGCGGUGUCUUCUGAGUACGAAGAUCGAGUGAAAUUCAAAGUCCUUGACGUGGAGAAAAGUCCAGUCCAGCAAGGCUUCAGUGAGGGCGCGUACGACUUAGUUAUUGCGUUCUCUGUUCUGCAUGCUACGUCCAAUUUAGAGCGGACACUGAAACACACUCGUCAGCUUUUGAAGCCCGGAGGUUAUCUUCUCGUUGGCGAGGCCAAUAAUAACAUCCAGACCGGCAGCCUCCCUGGCGUCAUUUUCGGAACAUUACCAGGGUGGUGGCUGGGUCAUGAUGAUGGACGCGUCUUGUCACCUUUAGUCUCCACGGCGCAAUGGGAUAGGUUGCUAAGAUCCACUGGCUUCUCUGGAAUCGACUUGACUGCUCCAGAUGAGCUCCAAGACUUAUUUGGCGCUUCCUUCUAUGUCUCGCAAGCAGUCAAUGACACACUCAAUCUCCUUCGAGCGCCUCUCUCCAUGCCUUCGCUGCUUCCUCCAAUCGAGAAGUUGGCUAUUGUGGGCGGCUGCACUUCGCGUAGCGCCACUCUGGUCACUAGUCUGAAAUCCACAUUAACAGGGUUCGUGACAGAAUUGCAAGUUUUUGAGACUCUUGAGGAUGUCCAAUGUCACGAAGGUGGGCCUCGCUUGCCGGUGAUUAGUCUGACAGAACUUGAUGAGCCUGUCUUCAAGAAUUUGACGAACAGGCGCUUCUCGGCUCUGAAAACCAUGUUUGGGGGUGCCAAAGAUCUGCUUUGGGUCACCAACGGUCGCCGCUGGCAAGAGCCGUUCUCCAACAUGACCGUUGGAUUCGGAAGGACGGCCAGGAAUGAAGCACCUGAACUCCGCCUUCAGUUCCUCGAUAUAGAGGAUCCUGGAAGCCUUGAUUCCCAUAGAAUCGCUGAAAUCUUUCUUCGUCUACUGACAAGAGCGGAAGAGAAGGACGAUAUAUUUUGGUCCUUUGAGCCGGAGAUCAUCAUUGAUUCCGAACAACGCGAGUUGAUACCACGACUUCGACACAGUACCAGUCUAAAUAACAGAUACAACUCAUUGCGCCGUCCAAUCACCCACGAGGUAGACGUUGAAACCUCUCCUAUCUCCAUGGAGCCGAGACGGAAUGGAUGCAUUUUCAAAGAGUUAAGACUGGGCAUGAAGGACAACAGCGAGCCCCUUAUCGACAUUCGCACGACGCACACGGUUUGGUCAGCCAUCAUGACUCCUCUUGGGCACAAAUUUCUUGCAUUCGGCGCAGAGCCAAGCUCCGGAUCAUAUUAUCUGGCUCUCGUGCCCUCGCCAGCAUCCGUGCUCAGAGUUUCUCCAACCUGCGCAAUUCGUUGCGCAACUACGCAUUCAUCCAUGGAGUUACUUCUCGCACUUGCAGCUUCUCACUUGGUUGCCACAGCCGUUCUCCAACACCUCUUCGCUGGUCAAACGCUGAUUGUGCACAACUCUACAAACUUGAUUGCCGAUGCUAUAUCAGUACAGGCAUCCGCAAAGGAUGUACGUGUUGUUUUCACAACGGAUAAUGCAGGGCCGGACACUCCCAGCUCCUGGAUUAGACUUCACCCGCAUAUGAGCCAGUCCGCAUUGAGCUGCAUUUUACCGAGCAAUACUGCGUGCUUUGUCGGGUUCUGGGACCAGGCCACUUCAAGAUCCUUGGCCGAAUCAGCUUUGCUAGCAAGUCUUCCUCGAAAUUGCCGCGUAGAAACUGCUGACAAGAUCUACUCGUUGGACGGAUGUGAUCACUUCAGCUCCGCCCCUGUCCUGGCUCAGAUGCUUGAAAAAGCCACAGAAUAUACCGAGAUGUAUGACAACCAGAAGCAACAGGCCAUACUGGCAGCAGCUAUGAGACUUGAGGACGUCUCCAAUGGGCCACCUCCGAGCAGCCCAAUUACAGUUGUUGACUGGACGUCAUCUCAUCUGUUGCCAGUUCGCAUUACUAGCCUUGACUCUGGGCCUCUUUUCCGAAGCAACAAGACCUAUUGGCUAGCUGGCUUGACUGGCGCACUGGGCGUGUCCUUGUGUGAUUGGAUGGUCGCCCACGGUGCCAAAUCUCUUGUACUGACAAGUAGGAGUCCUGAAGUGGACCGAGAGUGGAUUUCUUUGCAUGCUCGCAACAAGGUUGUCAUAACGAUCAUUGCAUGUGAUAUGACCGAUAAAGCUGGGUUGGCUGAAGUGAAGAAGACUAUCGAUGCGACUCUGCCGCCAAUCGCGGGAGUUAUGAACGGUGCAGCAGUACUCAGAGACGUGUCUAUCACCAAUAUGUCUUUAGACCUGUUCAAUGAUGUCACUGGCCCGAAGAUGUACGGAAGUAUAUACCUGGACCAGCUGUUUUGGGACGAACCCCUCGACUUCUUCAUUCUUUUCUCUUCCAUCAGCUGUCUCUUUGGGAAUCCAGGUCAAGCCAAUUACUGCGCAGCCAAUGCAUAUGUGUGCAGUCUCGCGGCUCAACGCAGGAAACGCGGUUUGGCAGCGACUGCUCUCAACAUAGGCGCUAUCACGGGCGUUGGCUACAUGGAGAGAGAAGAUAGAAAAGCCUUGGAUUUGACUAUCUCGAAAAUGGCCUUGAUGCGUUUGUCGGAAGAAGAUGUCCACCAACUGAUUGCUGAAGCAAUCGAAGUCGGUCACCCUGACUCUCGAAAUGAGCCAGAGCUAUCCACGGGCCUUCUGGAAGUACCAGCCGGAUCGCCUGAUGCCCCGGCAUGGAUCUCGGAUCCGAAAUUCGCGGAUUUUAUUGUUGAUCAAGUGGAAAGCGAUACAGAGAUAAAACAAACAGUUGCUGAAUCUCUGCCGGACAUGCUUAAGGCUUGUCAGAAUCAGCAGGACCUUGAACGCAUCGUGAAACAGGCAUUUGCAUCCCAACUCCGGAGGGUAUCACUUGUGACAAUGCCAGAUGAAGAGCUUAUGGCAAAACGCAGCAAUGAGCUUGGCCUUGAUUCAUUAGUCUCGGUUGGCAUUCGCGAUUGGUUCCUCAGGACCUUUCAGGUCAGCAUAGCUGUCUUGAAGAUCAUCGGGAACAACACCAUGGCAAGUUUGGCUGAGGACGCUGCGGGACUCGUUCCGGGAGAAUUGACGCCACAACUCAUAUCUGGGGCAAAAGCUUGA